ACUUUCCUCUCUCUUUUGGAUCUCCUUCUCCAUGCAGCUCAAUAUAAAGGGACCUUCAACGUCAGCCUUCCUGUCAACGCCAUCUCGCCCUCAGCUACCAUACUUGUUUACUCUGUUUUCCACCAAGGCCGGGUGGCUGCCGACAGCACCGAUGUGAAAGUCUCCAAGUGCUUCGGGAACAAUGUGAAGCUAUGCUUCUCAGAGAAGAUGGUUCUCCCAGGAUCGGCUGUCUGCCUCCAGGUGAAGGCCGCCCCGGGCUCCCUGUGCAGCGUCCGUACUGUGGACCAGAGCGUCCUUCUAAUGAGGCCAGAGGCAGAGCUGUCCAGGGCCAGUGUGAGUCACUCCAAUGCUGGGGAGGCUGAACUGCACCAACGUUAGAAAUAUUUCAGUGUCGCCUUUGGCUGCAGGCACUGAGGAUUCUGGGGCCACAUACCUCACUAGGCAUGUGACUAGGGACGUGGUACAGCCUGAUCAGACUGAAAAAAAGCUAAGCCCAACCUUCAACCCAAAUCCAA
Messenger RNA from Trachemys scripta elegans, 515 nucleotides. Its product is annotated as alpha-2-macroglobulin-like. NCBI's taxonomy places the organism in Eukaryota, Metazoa, Chordata, Testudines, Emydidae. The transcript is spliced from 2 exons. The annotation marks the transcript as partial. The record is from RefSeq and is a predicted model, not a curated record.